Messenger RNA from Acanthochromis polyacanthus (spiny chromis), 1866 nucleotides. It is a transcript of the gene znrf2a, whose product is annotated as zinc and ring finger 2a. The record is from RefSeq and is a predicted model, not a curated record. The coding region runs from base 448 to 1026 and encodes 192 amino acids. NCBI's taxonomy places the organism in Eukaryota, Metazoa, Chordata, Actinopteri, Pomacentridae. The transcript has 4 exons.
UUCCUCUCCGGAGGAGGAGGGCAAUCCCUGCUUUUAUUUUUCUUUCCAGACGGCCUCAGUUGAGCACAAAAACAAACUUGAACCAGACGAGCUUUGGGUCAACACUGGGCGCUUGUGUCUUCGUCUGAAGUGGAGCAACUGAAGGCGUGUUACAGACGAGGUUUUCUUUCUUUCUAUUAAUCUAUUGUUGAAAAAAAGGGAAGGGCUCUGCCAAGAAAAAAAAGAGCAAUUGGAAAUUAAGUUAUGCGUCAGUGAGUGCGCACUUUACGCACCAUGAAAGUUUGAGAUGCGGGAUCAGCUCGUCUGUGUCUUCGUGUGCAUGUGUUCGCCUUGAUUUCCUUUGUUGCUGUCAGCUCUUCUGGACUCGCUCUGAUCAUGUGUCGUGGCUGAAAAACUUUGUAGCAAAAAAACCCAACAAAAAACCUGUGGAGGUCAGCCAGAGACAGCAUGGGGGCCAAACAGAGCAGCGCGGUGUUUGACGGCAGAGCUCGGGCUUAUUCCAGCUCCGAUCUCCCAUCUGGAAACUCCGGCGGAGCGGAGAGGUUCGGCUUUAGGUACACCAACGGACCCGACGGGCCCCGGAUCCGGUACACGGGCGGAGGACCCACCAGCUCCGGGCUCGGCAUACCGGCCGGCCGCAGGUCAGGGUCACACAAUCAGAGCCUGGAUGGCACAGAUGGAGACGACGAAGGCCAGCUGCCCCCUGAGGGCCACAGGCUGCUCAUAGGGUCCCUGCCGACUCACCUGUCCACCCAUCUGCUGGGAGGUUUUCACUGCCCUGUUUGCUCCAAGUUUAUGGCAUCGGAUGAAAUAGAGAAGCACCUGCUCAUGUGUUUCAGCAAAACGCGCCUCACAUACAACAAGGACAUCCUGUCCAGGGACUCUGGGGAAUGUAGCAUCUGUUUAGACGAGCUGGAACAGGGAGACACCAUUGCCAGGCUGCCUUGCCUCUGUAUCUACCAUAAGGGGUGCAUAGACGAGUGGUUUGAGGUGAAUCGCUCAUGUCCAGAGCAUCCUUCUGACUAGGAGCUUCAGAAGUACAGUUUGAGUCUACAGCACAUUGCUGUGGUCGACUGUGUGCCCUGACCUCAUCCCAACACUGUUCCAGCCGAGCUUCAACGCUCCUCAGGGAUUGCAAGACGUUAUUGUGUGCAGAAUUUUUCAGAUCGCCUCAUGGAACAGUGACAGACUUUGGAUAUGUUCCUCCACAUUUCAUGGGAUGUUGAAACAACCACUGGUGGAGUCAUUUUGUCUCCAGAAAAUAUGUGAAUGUUCCUUAAUGCCAUCUGCUGGCCUGAAGUGGAUUCAUGCAACCUGGAAUCUGAACUGAACCGUGUUGCCGAGCAGGGUGUGGUUUUGUAACAGAGGACUUGUGUGCCCAACAUGGUGGGAGCCUGACACCUCUUUUCAGUAGAGACCAUUCAGAGACUUAAUCAGAAGGCUGAUGUUGUGCAAUAUAAAAAAACAGCCAUACAGAAUAAAAAAUGUCAGCUUUAAGGGAUGAUUGCAGUGUUGAUGGUAGUCAGGAAAUAGAUCUUAAUUUCAAGGCAAAAUUGGCUAUCAAUAUUGUUUGUUAAGCAAUCAUGUGUCCUAGACCAAAUAGUCGAACGUGACUUUGUUAAUCACUUGGCCUUUUAGAACCACAGUAAUGUGAUUGUGUUGUUUAGUGGUGGAAUUAAAGUAGGUUAAGACAUAUCUAAUGAUGAUUCAUGUUGUCUCUAAGGAGUGCCAUAAUAUGCUGCUAUGUCAUAGACUGGAAAGUUUUCCUAUAACCUUUGAACCUGUCUUGGUUGUUCUUUCUAUUUGUACUGUAAUGAACUGCACAACAAUAAAUGUUUUGUCUUUGUGCCUCUUUCCUGCAUAAGA